This is a messenger RNA of Iphiclides podalirius (scarce swallowtail), 519 nucleotides long. NCBI's taxonomy places the organism in Eukaryota, Metazoa, Arthropoda, Insecta, Lepidoptera, Papilionidae. The record is from the annotation of a GenBank genome assembly.
AUGGAAGGGGGCGGCCGGGGAAUAUUCCAGAUCAGGGGAAACGGGAAAAAUUUUCCGCGCACUCGAGCGGUCCAUUGUCGCGGACCCCAAAGCCCACCCGCCGCUGGGUCGCCACCACCCCCUCGGGCGGGCGAGUGGGGGCUCGGCCCCCUUCGCGCGCUCACUAAUUGCGCCCCCAAAUUGGGAAGGCGCCGUAAAGGGCGCAGUCUUAAUAGGCGCGAGGCGAGGCGUUGCAUGAUGGAUGAGGGGUGCCAGGGCGCGAUUGCAAUCACACGCGUGAUGCAGGCGAGGCCGAUCGUUCCAAUUCAUUGGGAUCGAGGACGGCGCACUCGCGAGACGAAUUGUCAUUCAGCGCGGCGCGCGCCGUCGCUCGGGAUGCGGUCUCAUUGUUACGAAGAUCCGCCGCUGAUUGCGCGCCGUUCGCGCAAACCGCCACGGGAAUCACUCCGCGUGCACAUGAUGCACAGUUCGAUUAUACACCGCGCUCCGUGCCGCAUUGAUCGCUGCGAAAUAUCUGCU